Molecule: messenger RNA, 3851 nt
Organism: Ylistrum balloti
Lineage: Eukaryota; Metazoa; Mollusca; Bivalvia; Pectinida; Pectinidae
Product: exostosin-2-like
Exons: 10
Coding region: 189-2294 (701 amino acids)
Cellular component (GO): membrane
Molecular function (GO): glycosyltransferase activity
Source: RefSeq, a predicted model, not a curated record
UGACAGGAAAGUGUUUCCAGCAUCCCGAUCGGUUUGUUUACAAGUUUCAACAUAUCUACUCACAAUAUAUAUAGAAUGACAACUCCAAAAUACCUAGGUGCAUAUGAAUACGAACAGACAUAGCCGUUUUGUCAUGUGGAUUGAAACAUGAACAUGUUGCUGGAAUGUGAUGCUCAUCAGCUGUGACGAUGAAGGUAGCACCAAAAUCCUUUUUCAUCCUUCUGUUUUCAAGUUUACUUGUCUUCCUACUGCUGGCAGUUUUUAUUCUUCUAUGGUCAAAUCAGGAAGAUGAAAUCUUGGAGGACAAACACAUUAAACUAUUAAGAACAGAAAAACAGACUGUACUUUCAUCAGUGAUCAAUGAUGUGACCCCAUCACCACGAGAUACUCGCUGUACCUUUCAUACCUGUCUUGAGGUAUAUCACUGUGGCUACAAUGAUCAGAAACAACUGAGUAUUUAUGUGUAUCCUCUAGAGCAGUUUGUUGAUGAUAACAAUGAGGCUGUGACCCUGCCAAUGUCUCGAGAGUUCUAUGACCUGCUGGAGACAAUAGUAAACAGCCCUUACUACACCGAAGAGCCAGAAACAGCCUGUUUGUUUGUACCGUCUGUUGAUCUCCUAAACCAGAACAACCUACGAUUGAAAGAAACUGGACAGAUUCUUGCUUCAUUACCAUGGUGGAAUGAUGGAACAAAUCAUCUGUUAUUCAACAUGUUGCCUGGCACAGUUCCUGAUUAUGGGACGGUGCUUGAAGUGGACACUGGGAAAGCUAUCAUAGCAGGAGGAGGGUUUUCCAUCUGGUCCUAUAGGCGCACCUUUGAUGUUUCUAUCCCUGUCUACAAUCCCUUGGUAGACCCCAGAAAACACCCACACAAAUCAUAUCUGGAGAAGCGUAGGUGGUUCCUCAUAUCAGCGCAGACUGGACUACACAAGGAGUACAAAGAUACUGUUGCUGAGGUGGCUAGUUCACACAAACAUGUCCUUACCAUGGAUAGAUGUCCACAGGAGGAAAAACCAUGGAAUUUCUCAAGGAGAUGUACUACAGGAGGACAGAUCUACAGCUAUCCAAACAUUCUAAACGAGGGCACAUUUUGCCUUGUGAUUCGAGGUGCACGAAUUGGACAAGCUGCCCUCAGCGAUGCCCUCAUGAUGGGAUGUAUACCUGUUGUUGUAGCAGACAGCUAUGUCCUGCCAUUUUCAGAAGUUCUUGACUGGAAAAGAGCAGCAGUGAUAGUUAAGGAAGAUGACUUGGGCCAGGUAAUGGAGGUACUGAAGUCAUUCAGCCUGGAGAAGAUUUACCUGAUGCGUAAACAGGUCAAAUUCCUGUGGGACAACUACUUUUCCUCAAUGAAGGCUAUCACACUGACAACUCUACAUAUUCUCAAUGAUCGCAUUUUCCCUCACGUUAGCCGUACUGAUGAACAGUGGAACGAAAUUCCUAACAAGAAUGCUGUAAGGAACCCACUUUUCCUGCCAUUGAUACCUCCUAGUAGCCAGGGCUUCACUGCGGUGAUUCUCACAUAUGACCGUCUCCAGUCCCUGUUCCAAGUCAUCCAUCAAGUGGCCAAGGUCACUAGUCUAGCCAAGGUCGUUGUAGUUUGGAACAAUCAGUUGAAAGAGCCUCCUCCCAUGUCUAGUUGGCCAGACAUUGGAAAGCCAGUCAAAGUGAUCAAAACUAAUAAAAAUAUACUUAGCAACAGGUUUUUCCCAUAUGAUGAGAUUGAAACAGAAUGCAUUUUGGCACUUGACGAUGACAUCAUUAUGCUGACAGCAGAUGAACUGGAAUUUGGAUAUGAGGUUUGGCGAGAGUUCCCAGAUCGCCUUGUUGGUUUUCCAUCACGUGUUCAUGUACUAGAUAAUACAACACUGAAAUGGAAAUACGAAUCAGAGUGGGCAAACAACAUAUCCAUGGUCCUGACAGGGGCAGCAUUCUACCACAAGUAUUUCAGUUACCUAUAUUCCUUCCACAUGUCAGAAGUCCUCAAGAACUGGGUGGAUGAACACAUGAACUGCGAGGACAUUGCUAUGAACUUUCUCAUUGCCAAUAUCACUGGGAAGGCACCGAUAAAGGUGACACCUCGUAAGAAGUUCAAGUGUCCCGAAUGUACCAAUACAGAGAUGUUGUCUUCAGACAUUAGUCAUAUGGUGGAACGAUCAGAAUGCAUUAAUAAGUUUACUAGUAUAUACCAGGCCAUGCCGCUCAAGAUUGUUGAAUUCCGAGCAGAUCCUGUGCUCUACAAGGACGAUAAUAUCCCCAAUAUUCUUAAGAAGUACAAUGAUAUAGGAAGUUUAUGAUACUGCAUAAAUAGCUGAUACUACUUAGUGGUAUUGGGGAUGUACAUUCAAAGCAUUUUGUGCUGUUUUUGAAAAUGUCUUUCAAAUUUGCGUGGAACAAGUUGGGAUAUAUAUGUGUAGGCUACAGAGAGGUUGUGAGGAACACGAAGGAAAUCAUAUUAUCCAAUCAUAAAUGUCUUACAAAACUACAGAAUGCUGAAUUAUAUGUUGUGCUCUCACUUUGAGAAUCUCAUUUGUUCUUCGUUUGGAGAAGAUUCUCUUUAACACAAGGUGCUAAAUAAUUUCUAGUCUCCGAUAAUACCAUUGAUCAAAGAGUGGAUUACUGUACUAAUAGCUAUAGAGUUAGUCUUACCUGCAAAACAUGAACUAUUAGAAAAACAUGAAAUGGGAGAUAAUUAUAGGAGUGAGAGAUGAUUUAUACCGGAUAAUGAUGAUGAUGUAACUAAUGAAGUUACAAAUUGUUGUGUGUAUCAUUGCCUGCUGUUAUCAGUUGAUCAGUAGAAAAGACUAAUAAUGCAAUUUUCUUUUAAUUAUACAUGUUUUUUUUAAUGAAAUUGUAUUUAUAUUUCUAUAAUUUUUUGACCAUGUUGGGCAUGAAUUUUUAGAACAAAUUUACUACAAUUUAUUUAGCAUUAGUGAGGUUGUUCUGUGACGAGCUCUGUGAUUUAGUACUGGAGAUUUUAAAGGUUUGUCUGGUUCAGUGAUAUAUACACUGAACAUGUGGGAGUUAGUAAUUACAAUUACUGCUCAAUAGAAAUGUGGUUGUUUCUCAUUUUCUGUGUAAACAGCUAUAUAAUGCAUGUGUAUGAAAUAGUUAUUCAUAUUGUGUGUAACACUUGUUAUAGGGAAUGUGUGUUUGUAAAUGUGUCCAUCUUGUUAUAUAUGUUAACAAGUACUUGUAAAUGUUAGUCAGAAAUUUGUGUCACUUGUAUUACAUACCUAUUCUGCGCACAACUAGUAUAAAUAAACAUUUACAACUUGUUAUAGGGAAUAUUUGUCAGUAACAAAGUUAAAUAGCUUAUUUGUCUUUCAAAUACUGCCAGUAAAAUAUAUCUGUUGAAAGAUUUUUAUUAUAACACAUAUUCAGCAUUUUGAAUUCUUCUGGGGUUUUUCUUUGUUUUUUUUUCCCCAGAAUGUUUGAGUUGAAGACCAGAUAAUUAUAACAAGAUAUCAAAAACUGGUCUUGUUCAUUUUAUAUUUUUAUUGUUUGAUAUAACAAUUAUAUAUCUACAAGUUAUCACACAUAUAUAUAUAUAUAUACCUAUAAUGACCGAUCAAUGACUAAUGAGAUAUCAGACCUCACUUAUGUUUAGACCUUUGUUCAUGACAAAUACAAGUAAUUUUUUUCAUUAUUACCAGAGUAUGGUUGAAUAUACUACAAAAGAAAUGAAUUAUCAACUCUAGUGGAAUGAUGGUAUGAAGUGUAUUUCUACGUAUAAUUAUGUUGGCUCUGUUAAUAUUUCAUGUCAACCUUUUGAAUAUUUUAAUGUUUUCAAUGCCACUUUGUACUUCAUACUUCAUUGAUAUUACCAUAUUAAAGAUUUUGUAUACACAUCA